AUGUUCAACGUCAUCACAUUGGCUGCUUCCGCCAUAAUCGUCACAACUAUCGGUUGCUUCAUCUACAUAGCCAUUAUCAUCAAUGACAUUGACGAUCUUCGGGAGAACAUCAGGGAGGGCAUGAAUGAAUUUAGAGCAGUUACGGAUGACACAUGGAUGAGUCUCAUGGAAGAGCAAUCAUCUAUUCCGAUGAGAGAUAGAACACUUGAAACCAUCUCUAGUUUUCUUGGUAGGACCAAAAGACAGGAAGAAGGAUGUGGUUGUGCUAAGAAGGCUGAGCUAUGUCCUGCUGGCCCUCCUGGACGCCCCGGACCUCCAGGUACACCUGGGAAAGACGGAUCAGAUGGAUCCAACGGCGUUAAUGGUCCCCCUGGAGUCAAGUUAUUCCUCGGAGCCAGUUCGGCGCAAGGCUGCAUAAAAUGUCCACAUGGACCGCCUGGAUUGCCUGGACAGCAAGGACCUCCAGGACCUCCGGGCUCCCCAGGAAACCAGGGCAUGCGAGGACCACCUGGAGACACUGGUGUUGCUGGUCCUGAGGGACCAGAAGGCGAAGCGGGGCCGACAGGGCACACUGGACACGAUGGCGUUCAAGGCCCCACUGGAAAACCGGGUGUAAUUUAUUUGCCAGGUCCACCUGGAGUGAAAGGAGAGCCAGGACCACGCGGUCCGGUGGGAGAGCCAGGAGCACCAGGUACUCCUGGCAAAGAUGGCGGACCUGGCAAGCAAGGUGCACCUGGAAUGCCUGGUAGGCCUGGGCGAAAAGGAUUGGACGGAAAGCCAGGAAUAGAUGGUAAAAGUGGUGACGACGGGAACGAUGCUACUUAUUGCAAGUGUCCGCCGAAGUCCAACAAAUUACCUAUCACCAACAAACGACAAAGUAAGAAAUUCUAG
Messenger RNA from Necator americanus (New World hookworm), 891 nucleotides. RefSeq lists its product as uncharacterized. The transcript has 4 exons. Bases 1 to 891 code for a protein of 296 amino acids. Gene Ontology annotation, molecular function: structural constituent of cuticle. The record is from RefSeq and is a predicted model, not a curated record. Lineage: Eukaryota; Metazoa; Nematoda; Chromadorea; Rhabditida; Ancylostomatidae.